This is a messenger RNA of Dioscorea cayenensis subsp. rotundata (Guinea yam), 2040 nucleotides long. Its product is annotated as DNA polymerase lambda. The coding region runs from base 51 to 1802 and encodes 583 amino acids. Gene Ontology annotation, biological process: double-strand break repair via nonhomologous end joining. Lineage: Eukaryota; Viridiplantae; Streptophyta; Magnoliopsida; Dioscoreales; Dioscoreaceae. The transcript is spliced from 16 exons. Gene Ontology annotation, molecular function: DNA binding; DNA-directed DNA polymerase activity. The record is from RefSeq and is a predicted model, not a curated record. Gene Ontology annotation, cellular component: nucleus.
AGAGAGAGUGAGAGAGAAGAACGCUCUCUGGGGCGAGGUUUUCCUCCGCAAUGGCGCCCAGGGCCGCGAAGAGCAAGAGGCAAGCCUCUCCUUCCAUCGAUCCCCAUGGUAUUUUCCGUGGCAUGGUUGUCUUCCUCUGCCCCACGGGCAUCCAACCUCGAAGGUUGCAGAUAUGGAAACAGAAGCUGCUCCAGAUGGGAGCUGUAGUUGAUGAUGGUGUUGGCAAGAGAACUACUCAUAUUCUUGCUGCAAACUCGAGUUCUCUUCUUGAAGUCGACCGUGAUUAUUUAAAACAGUUUGAAGGAGUCCAAAUAUCUUUUGGUACUAGUCCCAAAGUAAUUAAAAGAGAAAGGUAUAUCAAGGUGCUGGGUUUAAAUUGCCUAGACUCAAGGCACAAAGCGCAAAGUGCAGGCUCAAGCGCAUGCCUUUCCGAAAAGUUGCUUCUUUAUGCAUGGCUGGAGAAUUGCCUCCAUUCAGGGAAAAGGAUAAGUGAAGAUCCUUAUAUUCUAAAGUUUGAACCUGAUGGAUCUGAUAAAUCAGCUGGAAUUUUGGAGGAAAUGCAGCUUGAGUCACCUGAAGCAUGUUCUUCAGAUGAGGACUCUUUCAGCCACAAAAGAAUUAAAGUUUCAUGCGAGGAUUCCAAACCUGUUGGAACAGAAGGCAGCGUGGAUAAUCAAGACUCAACUUAUAAAGGAGAUUUGAAGAAUAAGGAUGAUGAUAAUAAAUCCACCCUUUACAGGCCACCAGAUUUAAACAGGAAUAUCACUGAGAUUUUUGGCAAACUCAUUGACAUUUACAGAGCUUUAGGAGAAGAUCGCAGGUCAUUUAGUUACCACAAGGCCAUUCCAGUGAUAGAAAAAUUACCCUAUAAAAUUGAGAGUGUUGAUCAGGUCAAACACCUUCCAACAAUUGGAAAGUCUAUGCAGGAUCAUAUUAAUGAAAUUGUGACCACUGGAAAGCUAUCUAAGCUUGAGCAUUUUGAGAAAGAUGAAAAGGGAGUAGAUAUUGCGGGAAGGAGAAACCUUGCUUUCCUUAGCUUUUAUAUCUUGGUGCGGGCUAUCACACUAUUUGGAGAAGUCUGGGGUAUUGGUCCAGCAACUGCACUAAAGUUAUAUGAAAAAGGACAUCGUACUCUUGAUGAUCUGAAAAAUGAUGAUUCAUUAAUCAAUUCUCAGAGAAUAGGACUACAAUUCUUUCAUGACAUCAAGAAAAGAAUUCCACGGCAUGAGGUUAGAGAAAUGGAGAUGCUUUUGCAAAAGGCUGGAGAGCAGGUUUUGUCAGGGGUAAUGAUUGUUUGUGGAGGAUCAUAUAGGCGUGGUAAAAGUUCCUGUGGGGACCUGGACAUAAUAAUCACUCAUCCUGAUGGAGACAGCCAUAAAGGCUUUCUACCUAGAUAUGUUCAACAUUUAAAGGAUAUGAACUUUUUGAGGGAGGACCUGAUUUUUACUACCCACAGCACAGAGGUAAUGGGAACUGAUUCUGGAGUUGACACUUACUUUGGUCUAUGCACUUACCCUGGUCGAGAGCAGCGACAUCGCAUUGAUUUAAAGGUGUAUCCGAGAAGUAUAUACGCUUUUGGACUGAUAGCAUGGACAGGGAAUGACGUAUUGAAUAGGCGGUUGAGGUUAUUAGCAGAAUCAAAAGGAUAUCGACUUGAUGACACAGGUCUGUUUCUGGCUGCUCAGGGUUCAGCCGGAAAACGGGGGCCGAAAUCAAGGGUGAGUGUGAGCUGCUCAACUGAGAAGGAGGUCUUUGAUGCUCUUGGAUUCCCUUGGCUCGAACCUCAUGAGCGAAAUCUGUAAGAACUAAUGACACAAUCUCGUGUAUAUAUCGUUUUUGUCUUCUACUUCGGUUAACUUUAGCGAACAUUUUCUAUGCUAUAAAUAUAUAUAUAUAUAUAAUCUUCAAGGUUUGUGAGGACUGAUGUCUUAUUAUAGUGAAUAUAAAUUACAGACAGGAAGUGCUUCUCUUAUGGUAAAUUUGAUCUGCAUUUUGAAAUCUCCAUUGCCAUUGGAAUUUUUAUAAUGUAGAAUUAUAUUU